UCCCGACCUCAUAAACAAACCAUGGCGGAGCUCAAGCUCCGUCGACUGACGGAACAUAAUCAGAGACUCCGUGAGGACUUGGCGAGACCGAGAGCGAGAGUCAGUGAGGCGAGUCUGAGUCUUAUUCAAUACGCUCGAAGCAAGAAAGAUCCAAUGUUGCCGUCCGUCUGGGGUGCACCUGGUAAAGGAGAAGACCCAUAUGCUCCACCUGAAGAGUCAGGCUGUUGC
Molecule: messenger RNA, 228 nt
Organism: Kockovaella imperatae
Lineage: Eukaryota; Fungi; Basidiomycota; Tremellomycetes; Tremellales; Cuniculitremaceae
Product: G-protein gamma subunit
Exons: 3
Biological process (GO): G protein-coupled receptor signaling pathway
Cellular component (GO): heterotrimeric G-protein complex
Molecular function (GO): G-protein beta-subunit binding
Source: RefSeq, a predicted model, not a curated record